AUGGAGAAAAAUAAAGUAUGUUUGAAUAAUUUUAAUAUAAAUGAUAGUAAUAUUUGUUAUGGAUAUAUAGAUUCAUUUCAUGAAUGGGAGGAAACUGUCAGAAAGAGUGCAAAUGAUAAGGAUGAUCAAUACAAAGGUCGUUGUUCUAGUGUAAAAACUCAUAACUCCAAUGAUGCGACUUUAUUUAACGAAGAUGUAUGCAAAAAAACUAUGUUAUUUUUUAGAGAAAUACGUAGCACAAAUGAAAAAAAAGCAGAAAUCAUUGGCUGUAAACACUUAUUUUAUUGGUUAUAUAAAAAAACUAUGAAUCCAGGAGGUAAUUAUGAACUUACAAAAAGAGCUUAUGAUGCAUUUAAAAAAAUAUAUAAGGAUUAUACAGAAGAUGUAUGCACAAAUCGGGAAAUAGAUAUUUGUGAGAACGAAAUGAAAAAGGUUGAUCACAUGUAUGAUAUUUAUAAUUGUCUCUAUGAAAUAGAACAUGAAGGUGGAUGCAAAGACAAUACUAAAAAUUGUAUAUCAAAAUUCAAAUUAUUACGUGGUAAUUAUGAGCAUUAUUGUAAAUCUAAUAGAAAUGACGACUUAUGUGAAGAAAUAAUAUUGUAUACUAAUAAGUUUAAAGAAAAAGUAGAAAACUUAAAUUGUGGUAAUAGUAUAUAUCAGAUGAUAUUUUCUUACCUAAUGGAUGAUAAGAGACGUCAUAUUGUAUAUGCUAUAUUCGCAGGAUUACUAAUAUCCCUUCUUUUGAUUCAUUUUUUUAUGUUUAAUCCAUUGGGUAAACACUUAUUGCGUGAACUAAAGAAAGAAAUAAAUGAGUUCUAUGAUGAAGAUGAUGAAUGGGAUAUAUAUGAACUAUCUGAUAUGAACCGUAGUGCAUCAACAGAUAGUGUAUAUAAUAUACUAUAUGACUCUACUAAUUACACGAAUGAAUAUGGAAUUUGA
Molecule: messenger RNA, 939 nt
Organism: Plasmodium gonderi
Lineage: Eukaryota; Apicomplexa; Aconoidasida; Haemosporida; Plasmodiidae
Product: variable surface protein
Exons: 3
Coding region: 1-939 (312 amino acids)
Source: RefSeq, a predicted model, not a curated record